CCUCGAUAAAGACCCCAUCCCACCCCACAAUCCAGCCCUACCGCCGCUCCACUCCCGAAACCUCAAGCACAGGUUCCACCCUCAAUCUACAGUACGCUACGAACCACCUCAACCACAUCCCAUCCACCAACCCAGAACACAAGCGAAAGCGAAUACAAGAUGCCUCUCUGGCAAAUCUACCACCAACGCGGGACCUUCCAAACCGCAUCCGAGAAAUCCGCUCUCGCUGCCGCCAUAACAACCCUGUACACUACCCUCGGUCUCCCGGCCUUCUACGUGGUGGUGCAGUUCCAUCAGCUGGACGUGGAAGACCUCUUCAUCGGCGGGGCACUCGCCACAGACCAGGAACCCUUCGUCCGGAUCGUCAUCACGCACAUCGCCAUCCGGCUGCCGGACGCCGAUGAAGCGUAUCUCCGGACUACCGUGGGAAUCAACGAGGUGUUGAAAACCCAUGUUUUGGAUAAAGGAUAUGGGGUUGAGUAUCAUGUUGACGAGACGGAGCGGCGGUUAUGGCGGAUUAAUGGGAUGGUGCCACCUCAGUGGCGGAGUGAAGAGGAGAAGGUGUGGGUGAGGGAGAGUCGGGCCGUGGAGUAUCCGGGGGCGUUUCCUGAGGGGGAGGGAGGUUUGUGAUUUGGGAGUAUUAUAGGAGGGAGGAAGGGAGGCAAUGGUUUGAUGGAAGACAUGGUCUGUUUUAUUGUUGUCUUCUAUCUAUCUAACGUCUUGUUCGUGUAGUCAUAAUCUUCUCUCA
This is a messenger RNA of Aspergillus homomorphus CBS 101889, 748 nucleotides long. Its product is annotated as tautomerase family protein. Bases 160 to 630 code for a protein of 156 amino acids. NCBI's taxonomy places the organism in Eukaryota, Fungi, Ascomycota, Eurotiomycetes, Eurotiales, Aspergillaceae. The transcript has a single exon. The record is from RefSeq and is a predicted model, not a curated record.